ACACAUACAGUAUUUGAGUCUGGGCAAGCCCGAUAAAGCAUAUUAUCACACAACAAAUGCAAAUUUUUCCGCUGCCAAGGUUUAAAAAUGAAGUGCCGAAUAUCGCGUGGUUAGACUGACAAACAAUCAUACAAUAACUUCUGCAGUAUACGAAAGUUAUUGUUUCACUCCAAGAGUAGUGUGAUAAAUUUUAUUCGCAAUGGUAGCAGUGGCAUCAAAAUGCCCAAUAUGUUCUAAUUCUGAGCAAGCGAGAAAUCGUGUUUGGAGGAAAUUGUAGAUUAGAUACUGAAGUUGGAGCAGUCAUGUAACAUUCAUGGUUUGAGAAUAUUUAUUUUCGCUGUUUGGAUAAUACUUGGCAAGGUUCAUUGAGGAAUUUCCAACAUUUACGACUAAAAUGCGUGUGUGCAGUUAUCUGCACAUUCAGUGCCCAUUCGUUUUUGUGUAGGACCUUGUUAUCGAUCUGUCGAUCGCGAUCUAUUUUGAAGAUUUUAGUCGAUCGCGGUCGAAAGCAGGUUGGUCACCCCUGAUUUAUACCACAUUGUAAGAAAUAUCACAUUUUAAAAUGUACAAAUCAGGUUAUAGUAGGAGCCUAAUAUUUACAUUUACUGACUUGAGUGACCAUUUAUUAUAGUAAUAUGAUUACAGGCAAAAACCUUUAUAUGAUGCUUUAACUGAAUUCGAGAAUUGAUAUGAUUUCGAUCGCAGUUUAACGGAUUAAUGAUCGGGAAAAAGGGUUUUCACUGAGUAUUAUAACGUAAUAUGUUGAUGUUCUUAUGAAAUUCGUUUGCACUCAGUCGCAAAUCUAAGAAAUAAUCCAGGCUCGCAUUUCAUUUUUACACUGAUCAAUUACUAGUCUUCUAAAAGUCAAAUUAAUUAGUCAGAUCAAAUUACUAUAGCAUGAAAUGUAUUGAAUGAGAAAACUUAAUUUUAUACUGUAAAUGCCAAUUUUUCCAUUCUACAAUUUGACCUUCUUAGCCUCAGACUGGGUGAAUCUCAUUGUAAACAAAUUCUUACCUUCCGAAUUCCCAGAACGUUAUUAACACUUGAAUAGUACACAAGCAUCGCUGUGGUAAUUACAAUCUCAAUAGAAUAGUUAUUGAGAACAAUUACGCAGUGAAUGCUUUAUAGUGCGUACUCUUCAUUCUUGAACCCAAAUUUAUAGAACGAAAAUGCAUAGUUUCGAAGAAUAGGCUUCUUUCAAUGAAACCUCAUCCUUACUGUGGUUUAGGCAGCUCCUCAUAUUCUCACAUAACGACACAAGAGAAUAACAGACAGUAUCCAAUCUUGCAACUUUAUAUGCGACAUAUAUCAAUAUUAUGAUAAGCUUUAGUGUGCAGUUACAUAAUUGCAAGAUAUAUUUGAGAACAGUUACCGUUACAACUUUCGUAUUUCGUUCACCAUUUCCAUAUUAGCAUGUAACACAUAUCUGUAAACUAAGGUUUUUAAGAACACUAAAGAAAAUUCUCGUUUAUAGGUUCGCCACUCACUAUGCUUACCUUUAUAUUACUAAUUUUUUCAUUUGCGAGUGCCGUUUCCACAGAUAAGUCAUGUCCAGAAGGAAGUAUUUAUACUGACUGUGAACCAUGCGGUGGAACAUGCGACAAUCCAAACCUGGAAUUUUAUGAUAUUGCAGAAGAUGGUAUGAGUAUUUGUUUCUCUCCAUGCGGUGUGGGUGAUUUCUGCACUUGCAAAUAUGGUUAUAUACCUAGAAGUUUGACAGACAAGACUUGCGUGAGAGAAGAACCUUGUGUGGAAGCAGCAAGAGCAAAAAAUGAGUUACAGUAAUAACAAGAAUAAAAAGAAGCUGAUGGCUAUCAAGAUGAUGCUUAUGAAAAUAUCGGAUCAAGCUUAUUUCAAAUAAAAGUUAUAUC
Messenger RNA from Styela clava, 1871 nucleotides. The record is from RefSeq and is a predicted model, not a curated record. Lineage: Eukaryota; Metazoa; Chordata; Ascidiacea; Stolidobranchia; Styelidae.